Molecule: messenger RNA, 1649 nt
Organism: Phytophthora nicotianae INRA-310
Lineage: Eukaryota; Oomycota; Peronosporomycetes; Peronosporales; Peronosporaceae
Exons: 1
Coding region: 215-1558 (447 amino acids)
Source: RefSeq, a predicted model, not a curated record
UUCAUGUGCGCAUUGUGACAUUUGUGGCAGCAGCCACAGAUGUCAUACGCUUUACAGCUCACAGUGACCUAUAUACCCUGUUUUGAGCGAUUUGAUUGGAGGAUUGUCCGGAAAUGGCUGGAUUACUGUACCAAACGUCGCAUUUUGCCAACAUGAAGUGUACACCAGCUGGCUCAUUCCGCUAUUCUCCAGCGUGAGGCAACGUCGACAGUCCAUGAGCAGCUUUUCGCACCCAAAUCACACCGACUUCUACACCGGCAGCAGCAGCAGCGGCGGCGGGCAUUGCUACCCUAACUCCGACGGCUACUACCAGCCGCCGCCGCCCUACACCUCGUACGCCUCGUACGUGCAGCCUCCACCGCCGCAAUACUCGCACGUCCAGCCUUCACCGCAAGAAAUCCCGUACGCCGUGCCAGUGAACGCCGCGCCGAUGUCCUCUCGGGACUCAAUCGACUACUCGCGACCGCAGACUUGGCGCAACAUGCCGCAGCAGCAGGAUCGCGGGAGCAACGCAAGCACCGCCUCCGGCCUGCCGCCGAGCUUCAGGUCUGAUUCCAUGAACCGCUCUGGUCGAUCGUCCAGUAACGUCAGCGCGACGAGUCUCGACAGCUCUACCCAGCCAGCAACCUACAGCGAAGCCGCCAUGGCUGCCAACGCAUCAGUCGCCGCCGCCGCUGUCAACCCAGGAGAAAGCUUGUUUGGCGGAAAGACGAGUGCUAACCCAGGUGAGAAUCUGUUUGGCGAAAGGGCGAGUGUGUCCAGUGCGACUUCCAGCGCCACCAGAAGCAGCGUCGACGCCGCGGUGGAUACCAUGUGGGAAGCACGUCGCGCGAGGGAGAAAGCAGAGGAGGAAGCGGAUCAGAAGCUGAUAGAUGCUGUGUGCAAAGCCUCGCUGGCCGAAUUCAACGAACGCGAGCGAGCGCUUAAGAUGUAUGAGUCUGAGACGUCGCAACGAUCACUUGAACACCAGACAUCCUCUGCAACAUUGCACCAAGCCAAGACUGACGCGGAGCAACGCAAACGCGCAGCCAUGCAGACGGUGCUUGAUAGCAAGGUGCGCGCUAAAGAGAUGAGUGAGAAGGCUCGCGAGGCCACGGCGUUAUACGAGCAGAAGAACAGUGAACGUCUUGCUAAGCAGGCCGAGCUAGAGGCACUGAAGCUCCGUGAUGCACAGGAGGCCGAGCUUCUAGCUGUUCAGAAGCGCAAGGAUGAAGCCAUGCGCAAACGGACUGAGGCAGAGCAGAAGGCGCGCGAGGCUCGAGAGAAGGCGGAGGCAAUGCGGCGUCAGGCGUUCCAGGCUGCGUCCAAAGUUCGAGCGAACUCGCGCAGACAGAUCGAGACUCAGCUAAGUGAGGAAGAGGCUCUACGACAGCGCGAGAGGCAGCGUAAGCUGGAUGAAAUCGAAAAGAACAAGGAGCUAGCUCGCCAGCGGAAGGAAGAGGCUGCGAAGAAGGCAGAAGAUGCCCGUCGCCGAGCCGAAGAACUUCGUCUGAAGGCAGAGCAGGCUCGAGCUGGGCUAAAGUCGUCAACAAGCACAACACCAACAGCCUCUGCUUGAUCCAAAGAGCGUUGAAUGAGGAGGAAGAUCAAGUAGUAACAAUUCGGUAAAUAUAUUAGCGUUGACGAGCCAAGCACGCUCGGUCCAGUCG